Molecule: messenger RNA, 2484 nt
Organism: Antechinus flavipes (yellow-footed antechinus)
Lineage: Eukaryota; Metazoa; Chordata; Mammalia; Dasyuromorphia; Dasyuridae
Gene: COASY
Product: Coenzyme A synthase
Exons: 10
Coding region: 483-2159 (558 amino acids)
Biological process (GO): coenzyme A biosynthetic process
Molecular function (GO): ATP binding; pantetheine-phosphate adenylyltransferase activity; dephospho-CoA kinase activity
Source: RefSeq, a predicted model, not a curated record
AUAGCCAGGAUUUCUCCGAGCCCAGAAUCUCGAGCUGCCUGAUCCAGGACAGGAGCACUUCCGGGUGGAACCCGGGAAGCGGCAGAAGCUGCAGCGACGUCCGGAGAGGGAGCGGCCCGAGUCUGGGAGCUCCGUGAGUACCGGGGAAUUAAACCCGGGCCCGGAACCACUGACAAACUCGACCCGUCGCUGCCAGCAGGCGGCUCCGCCCCUUGGAGACAAAUCCCGCCCCUUGGAGACAGCUAGCCCUUCCCAAGUUUCCCUCUCCUCCUGGAAAACUAGGGAAGACGAGGGUCCUUAUUCUCGGAUUCCCUGCGCCGCGGUUCGGCCCCAGAGCCAAUCCCUUCUGUUUCAUCUCUGCGACGUUAUUUCUCCAAGAUCUCUCCUUUCCCAAUUAAAAAUCUGAUCGCGCAUGCGCGAAUCACCCACCGGGGGUGCCAGCUAGCGGAACCGUCGGUGACUUGGGCAGUGGUGGUGUCAGCAUGUCUGCUUUCCGAUCUGGCCUUUUGGUGCUGACAUCCCCGCUGGCAGCCCUGACCCCACGCCUGGCACCCAUUCUGACCUCUGCAGCCCGGCUGGUGGAGAAGACCCUGUAUGUCCACCUGCAGCCUGGCCUCAGUCUGGGUGGACCGGCCCAGCCUCACUCCAGCCACGUGCAGGCCACCGUGGAGAUCAUCAACCUCAUCACUGGUCUCUAUGCUGGUGCUGAUGCCUAUCGGCACCUGGACAUCCGAGUCCUGCUGACCAACAUCCGUACAAAGAACCCAACCCCUCCACCUUCACUUGGCUCUGUGCAGAACCUAGCCCAUCCCCCGGAAGUGGUGUUGACAGACUUCCAGACCCUUGAUGGGGGCCAGUACAACCCAGUCAAGCAACAGCUAGAGAGAUAUGCCACCAGCUGUUACAGCUGCUGCCCCCAACUGGUCUCUGUGUUGCUCUAUCCAGACUAUGAUCCAGGAGAUUCUUCUACAGACCCAUCAGUACCCUAUUCCUCUCCUCUUUGGUCAGCCUCCCCUUUGCCUAAAGCUCCCAAACACCCCCUACAGGGCUAUAACCAUGUGGCAGUAGGGGGAACAUUUGACCAUCUGCACAAUGCUCAUAAGUUGUUGCUUACGGUUGCCUGCCUCUUAGCCCAAAAGAGGCUUGUGGUUGGAGUAGCAGACAAAGAAUUGUUGGAAAAUAAAGUGCUCCGGGAGUUACUCCAACCAUAUACAGAUAGGGUGAAACAUCUGAGUGAAUUCCUGGUGGACAUGAAGCCAUCCUUGGUCUUUGACAUAGUCCCCCUCCUAGAUCCCUACGGUCCAGCCGGCACUGAUCCUUCCUUGGAGUGCUUGGUGGUUAGCGAGGAGACUUAUCGUGGGGGGUUGGCUGUCAACUGUCGACGCCUUGAGAAUGGUCUGGACAAGGUGGCUUUGUAUCAGAUUUUGUUGCUGAAGAACCCAGACCACAGAGAGAAUGAAGAAGACAAAGUUAGCUCCUCCAGCUUCCGUCAGCGACUGCUGGGAACCCUCCUUCAACCCCCAAAUAAGAGACCAGACCUCCCCUCCAAUGUCUAUGUUGUGGGGUUGACAGGGUCGAGUGGCUCUGGCAAAACUUCAGUGGCCCUGUUACUUCAAGACCUGGGGGCAAAGGUCAUUGAUAGUGACCAGCUGGGACAUCUGGCCUAUGCACCUGAUGGCCCUGCCUACCAAACUGUGAUAGAGGCCUUUGGAACUGAUAUUAUCCAAGAAGAUGGAACCAUCAACAGAAAGAUUUUAAGUAGUCAAGUGUUUGGGAACAAGAAAAAGCUAAAGAACCUCACCGACAUUAUAUGGCCAGUCAUUGCCAAGAUGUGUCAAGAGGAGAUCAAAAAAGCUGCAGCUGAGGGGAAGACCAUAUUCGUGAUUGAUGCGGCCUUGCUACUGGAAGCCGGCUGGAACAACAUGGUCCACGAGGUGUGGACAGUCAUUGUCCCAGAGACAGAGGCAAUACGGCGCAUCAUGGAGCGCGAUGGUCUGACUGAAGCCGCCGCCCAGGCCCGCCUGCGGAACCAAAUGAGUAAUCAGCAACGGGUGGACCAGAGCCAUGUGGUGUUGAGUACACUUUGGGAGCCCCAUAUCACCCGAAGACAGGUGGAAAAAGCCUGGGCUCUCCUGCAGGAGCGUAUCAAGAGCCAAUAAUGGACUCCUGGAGGCUUCUCCUUCUGAUCCUUGAUUGCGAUGAUUGAUGUCUGUGGUGUGGGAAAGCCCUCGGGGCAGGUCCCGUCCUCCGCGGGGCUGGGCCCAGACUCACGCAGUGCUGAGCUGCUCAGGCUGCGCCGCGGUGGGGCAGCUUGGAGGCCAGGUUGGAGGCUCGGGCCGCAGGUCGAACCCCGGUACCCUCUGCCGGCCUAGAGGAAGGGCACACCGCCCCACUGCCCUCUCUGCUUGGUGUGUCUGGGACCCCACGGCUGGCUGGGACCAGGGGUGAGGGCACGGAACUAAUUAAAGCCGAAUUUUCCUGUAA